Pseudo-nitzschia multistriata is the source of this 2805-nucleotide messenger RNA. The record is from the annotation of a GenBank genome assembly. Lineage: Eukaryota; Bacillariophyta; Bacillariophyceae; Bacillariales; Bacillariaceae.
UCAAAAAUUGAUGGAAAAAGGAAGAAAAUCAGUGCUCUUCUUCCCCUGUACGGUUCCGUACGUAUAAUCCGGCGGAGCUGUUCGAUGUCUGAUGUAAUUUGUUUGUUGACCCUUGAGAGCUUCAAUACUUGAUAGUAAUGCGAUUAAAGCAACUCCGUCAUAGUUAUUUUCUGAAUCCCGUCGUCAAAAAGAAUCAAUUUACCGUUUCAGCAUGGGACUGAAAGCCAAAGUCCAGAAUGGCGGCAACAUGACCGGGAUUGGAAUCAGAAAUAGAAAACGAGGCCCGGCCUUCACUGCGGCAGGCCUCGUGCCGAAUGGCCGCCGGGUAUCACAGGCUACGCUUCAGCGCGUCUUCAUUACCAUGAUGGGCGUUGUCUUUUUGUUGUGGUCGACAAUAACAGUAAUGGUGUUUCGAUGGGGUCAAAACACCUUUUUCCAAAAAGAGGUGCAAGGAAACUGGGGACCUCCGGUUUUUAAUAUGAACAAAAACAAACAACUCAAGGAACACAUACGGAACCUAAGGAAAGAUCACGACAGACAAAACGAAGCAGCACGGCAACCCGAAAAGAAAAAACACAAGGCACCCAAUCACCAUUUUCCGAAAAGUAAUACCGGAGCACAAUUGAACCCAAUCAAACCAUUGUCGUCGAAAUUCGACUUAGAAGAUGCCGAUAUCCACGAGAUGAAACACCCAGAAGAAAUUAAAAAAAUGAAGGCCAUUCAGUCGAAAUCAUCCUCAUCCUCCCAAAGAACACUCAAAGCCCAUUUGGAACCUAUCUAUCUAACUGACUGGGAAAGAAAACCAUUACCUGUAAGAAAUGUCACCGAGAAACAAUUGACAACCAUCGACUAUCCAAGAGUGAACUCGUGUCGUAAAUUACCAGAGCUGUGGCCCGUGGACGACUUUCCGGACGCAGAUCCUUUUCUUCCAUGGAUCCACGAUGUCUUUCCUACCGACGACGGAAAGUUUAUUCAAUUCGUGGCUCAAAAUAAACGCAGGUGUCAAUCUGGUACGACACCAGAUCAGCUUGAAAUUUUAGAAAAGAUGCAGCCCCAGGUUUCACUUUUUCAGCACGUUCCGGUAAAACGAGUUAAUAUCAAGAAUUCGAAAGGAGCGGAAGAAAUACGUUACAAACUGACUUCGCACGAGGAGGCGGAUUCAGAUGGCGUAGAGACUCGAUUUAUUUGCAGAUUUUCGAAUGGCCAGGAAACGUUGUCGCAAUUCAACUUCAAUUUCGAUUAUGUUGGAGCGCGGAAGCACAGUAAAAAAUUGCACAGCAAAGAAGGCCACAAAGACCACAAAACCUUGCAUACAUCACAACUGAUUUUCAUGUGCCCAGUUCCAGAAAAGCUCGUGGAGACUGUGCGGGAAGGUACAUCUGUCAUCGACGACUGGGCCACCUUGUUCGUAACGCUGGUACCGAUUCGAACACCUCCACGGUACGGAGCCCCCAAUCGAUUUUUGCCACCCAAGUACCAAUUCGGGGAGCCAUAUGAUUUUUCAGCAGCCACAGAAUGGGGCGACUCCCAUGUUCUCCCUCGCGUGGAGGAUUCUGGGCGAUGGGAAAACAUACCAAUAUGCCUCCCAACCUACAAGGCAUACCCAUCUGUCACAUCACCGCCGGAAGCUGCGCCAACGGAAGAAGCGGCGGGAGUCUCGUUGUUCCAUUCUACAAUAAAUACGAAGAAGCACCGAGUGGUUGCUUGCGCAUGGGCUUCGCUAAGCUAUGCCACCAGAGGAGACCGAUUCAAGAUUGACGACGGAGCUCGUAGGGCCGACGAGUGGAUCAGAUUUCAUUUAUUGACAGGUAUCGAUCACAUAUUCAUCUACGACAAUUCCCGGGAAGGGGCAGGUCUCAAAGACGUUGCGGAUCAAUUCCCGGGCAGGGUUACUAGAGUGCCCUGGCCUGCCACUGUAUGCAACAACAAUCGGAAUUUCCACGACAGUCCAGGGGAACGAUCGUCCCAGUAUGCUGCAGAAUCGUCUUGCCGUCUUAGGUUCGGUCCCCACACGGACUGGAUGGCAGCCAUGGACAUCGAUGAGUAUAUCACACCUGUUGGGAAUUAUACGUCCAUCAAGGACUUUUUGACCACCCUGGACGACAAUGGAACCAAAAUAAUUAACUUUGGUUCCUGGAGAGCAUGGCCUCGAAAAGAUUUUAUUGCACCCCCCGUUCCUAUUGUUGACAGGGCGGUUUGCGACGAACCAUUCCCGUGUUUCCACUUGAAGAUCCGGAAUGACACAUCAGUUUUGCAAACAUAUAACUGCGACCGGCAGCAGGUUAAGACCGAGAAGAUGCCGGCCGAGAAGCAGAUAUAUCGAACCGAUUACGUUCUCCAACACUUUGUCCAUUUCUCGACCGUAACAAAAUUCACGAUGAUGGGCAGACAAGAGACGGUUGCAGCUGGAAUGAAUUUCUACCGCGUUGCACCGGAUCCUCUGUCACGUUUUUCCGACGAACAGACGGAGGUGACCAUGCUUCAUUCGAAAGCAAUUGCAACACAAGACACCGCCGGGUGGCAGAAACGCUGCACGGGUGAAAUGAAGAGAGGAACGUGUCGUAUAGGAGUACCGUAUCCAACGCUAGACACAUCCAGUAACGUAACGAAAGACAGUGAGGGUUGGCUCUACAAUUGCUAUGUGAACCCCAUUAUCGAAAACCACUGGGUUCCUCUUCUGAACAAAGAACUGAAAAAGUCCAAAAUCAUUGACUUCCAAGCCCCAGAUAAACUGCAAUAACGUUGAUAUUAUUCGAUACCUUUUUUGCCGAUUACCGAGGUUUUGUCCACGUGGUUUUGCCACUU